UUCAUUACCAUUUCUUCAUCUUCCCUCUUUUCCUCUCUUCUUCGCUCUUCUCGCCGGCAUGAGGGUCCGAUCAUGGCUACUCCCCUGCUCCACCGCCGCCGCCACUUCCGCAGCCGAACCCAAUAAUAUUAAAUCCCUUCAAUCCUCCUCCUUCUUAAUUUCCGACGCUAGCAGCUUUUCCGACACGUCGGCCAACUCUUCCUCCUCAUCCACUCCUAGUUCCGACACGAGCUGUUCCAGUCUCCAAAGCAAUCUCUCCCUUCAAUCCCUUCCCUCCAUUCCAUCUCUACAGAAACUCCCCAUCGCCUCCGAUUCCUUCCACGUUACUCUUUCUCAAUUCCCCGUCGCCUCUUUUAAACUCCCAAUCUCCCAUCUUGCCGUCCAUGGUCCUUACCUCUACGUCGCCACUGCUCACGAAAUCAACGUCUACGAUCGACUCACUUUUUCUCAUGUCACUGGAUUCAACGCUCGAGAUUCUUCCUCUGGCUCCGUUAAGGGAUUCGCCUUCCUCCGCCGCGAAAUCCUCACUUCUCACCAAGACGGAAAAAUCCGAGUCUGGAAUUUACUUGAUAAGAAGAACAAUCAAUUCAAAUUAGUCAACACUCUCCCUACAGUCAACGACCGUCUUCGCCGAUUUAUACUCCCGAAGAAUUACGUCAACGUCCGUCGUCACAAGAAACUUCUCUGGAUUCAACACGCCGACGCCGUCACCGGACUCGCCGUAAACAACGAUUCCAUUUACUCUGUUUCUUGGGAUCGGAGUUUGAAAAUCUGGCGAGGCUCCGACCACCGUUGCAUCGAGUCGGUGAAAGCGGCUCACGAAGACGCCAUCAACGCGGUAGCUGUUUCCGCCGGGGGGACGGUAUAUACAGGUUCGGCCGAUCGAAAAAUACGAGUUUGGGCGAAACCGGAGGCGGAGAAACGGCAUGUACUGGUAGCAACUUUGGAGAAGCAUAAAUCUGCGGUGAACGCAUUAGCGUUAAACAAAGACGGUUCGUUGCUGUUCUCCGGUGCGUGUGAUCGGUCGGUGUUGGUAUGGGAAAGAGAAGACAGUGCGAAUUACAUGGCGGUGAUCGGGGCAUUGAGGGGUCACAAAAAUGCGAUCUUGUGUUUGAUUUACGUUUCAGAUUUGUUGUUGAGUGGGUCAGCAGAUCGGACAGUGAGGGUGUGGCGACGGGGAGGAGAUGGGAGUUUUAAUUGCUUAACAGUAUUGGAAGGUCACAAAAAACCGGUGAAAUCGCUGGUGGUUGUAUCGUCGGAGGGGGAGGGGAUGAUGUCAAACGGCGUCGUAUCGGUGUGUAGUGGGAGUCUUGAUGGAGAACUCAAAGCUUGGAAAAUUUCACUUUCGAAUCUUAAUAGUCCAUUGCCCAAUUCGAAUAUUAUGAAUUGCAGCUAAUGGAUUGGAAUAAUAAAAUAAUUUCAUUUGCUUUUUAGGAACAAAUUUUGUACAAAUAUUAUUUUUUUAUUUGUUUUUGCAAAAUUUUGAAUGUGUGGAUUUUUUUCUUUUUUUCUUUUUUU
This is a messenger RNA of Cucumis melo (muskmelon), 1518 nucleotides long. Its product is annotated as protein JINGUBANG. Gene Ontology annotation, molecular function: protein binding. The coding region runs from base 59 to 1396 and encodes 445 amino acids. The transcript has a single exon. NCBI's taxonomy places the organism in Eukaryota, Viridiplantae, Streptophyta, Magnoliopsida, Cucurbitales, Cucurbitaceae. The record is from RefSeq and is a predicted model, not a curated record.